Dendrobium catenatum is the source of this 1411-nucleotide messenger RNA. Its product is annotated as SNF1-related protein kinase regulatory subunit beta-1. The record is from RefSeq and is a predicted model, not a curated record. Gene Ontology annotation, molecular function: protein binding. The transcript is spliced from 4 exons. Lineage: Eukaryota; Viridiplantae; Streptophyta; Magnoliopsida; Asparagales; Orchidaceae. Bases 181 to 1023 code for a protein of 280 amino acids.
AUUAUCAUUCGCCCUCUUCUUGCGCUGCGCUAUGUGCUUAGCUAGACCGGUGGCGAAGUUGAUCCUCCGAUUAAUUUACCGCUCUUUCCGGCGGCGUUAGCGCGCUCGAGCGCUCGCCUCUUGCCCUACAAAGACGCAACCCUCUGAGCGCAGAUCUGUGGACAAACCAAGGACGUCGGGAUGGGAAACGCUAGUGGGAAGGAGGAGAUCGAGAACAGCGGCGAGGACUUCACAGCGAGAACGUACGGCCAUCCGAGUCACUUCGGAAGCGGUCCACGCUGGUCUCCCUCGGUGGAAGCGAUGGGUGGCUCACCGCCAGAGAGCCCCGGUCGGUCCCGAUCGCCUCUCAUGUUUGCUCCCCAGGUUCCUGUAGCUCCCUUGAAUAGGCCUUCUGAUGUCCCUCCAGUUUUCAGUCAAUACUGGAUGAAUGAUCCCUACGUUGUUUCAGAUACUCCCCGUGAAAAGGAAAUUCCGGUGUUAAUAACGUGGAACUAUGGUGGAAACAGUGUUUUAGUGGAAGGAUCAUGGGAUGACUGGUCUUCUAGGAAAACUCUCCAGAGGACUGGAAAAGAUCAUUCAAUUUUGAUUGUCCUCCCAUCUGGAGUUUAUCAAUAUAGAUUUAUAGUAGAUGGUCGGUGGAGAUAUGCUCCAGAUCUUCCUUCUGUUGCUAAUGAUAUGGGCGAUUUCAAUAACAUCAUGGAUGUCAAUGAGUAUGUUCCCGAUGAUCUGCAGAGCGUAUCAGAAUUCGAGUCACCGCCUUCUCCCGACUCCAGCUAUAGCCGACAAAUGCCGGUGGACGAGGACUUUUCAAAGGAACCACCAGCUGUACCCCCUCAUCUGCAUCUCACAGUUCUAGGAACUCCAAAACCCGAGGAAGCCUUCAUCAGGCCCCAACAUGUCGUUCUAAAUCACCUUUUCAUAGAGAAAGGAUGGUCUUCUCAGUCCGUGGUUCCUCUUGGCUAUACGCACAGGUUUCAGUCCAAGUAUGUUACUGUUGUCCUCUACAAACCUGCAAAAAGAUGAUAUGAAACAAUCAUUUCACAAUUAUCUUUUGCUGCAAAGCAAAAUAGUACUGGAGUUGAACUGGAUAUUCUUACAAGCCAUUUAACCGUCCAGUAUGAAGCAGAUUUUGCGACCUUGUUGGUAUCAACGCUAUCAAAGAAAUCCCAUCCCCAAUAAUCUAUUUUCCUGUCAAUAAGCAGUUUCAGAGGAGGAGGCUGAACAAUCACCAGAUGCCCAAUUGAAGUUGGCCGUUCUCAACACUUGUGUUUUUUUAGCUGAUACGCUAUUUCCAUUCUUCUUAUUUGUUUUUUUUUUUUUUUAUAUCCUGAACUUAUUUGGUUCCCUUCAAAAUCAUAAAAGCACUAAAAUAUGGUAACCAAUGCUUGUUUUUUUAAAUUAUUAAUUUGCA